This is a messenger RNA of Cuscuta europaea, 680 nucleotides long. The record is from the annotation of a GenBank genome assembly. NCBI's taxonomy places the organism in Eukaryota, Viridiplantae, Streptophyta, Magnoliopsida, Solanales, Convolvulaceae.
CCAAAGCCUAUUAUUUUUGUCAAUUAAUUAAAUUCUUCUAUGUCGAGUGAAGGUGAGGAUCGAUUAUUUCUUAACCUUAAAUCAGGUGCUUUAAAAAACAAUUAUUCUAGUACUAGUCAACGCCCCAAUGACUAUUAUCAGUCUCAUUGGUUGGUUGACCGGCGCCCAAUGAUAUGUCGUGUUUGUGAUCAAAUUUGUUCAGAUGCUCUAAGCCUUUUACACCAUUUUGAGAUUCACCAAGCACAAGGUUUGACCUUGUCAGUUCCCCACACCGCAGGGCCGCCGCCGCCGUCACUGCAUAUCGGUCAAAGUCAAACAGAUGGUCGUACAAAGUCUUUGCUCAACCAAUUGGAGAAGAAGCCACCCGUCGGAGAGGUUAUCAUCCUUGACAACGAAGAGGAUCAAGAUGGCAAGUUGGACCUUAAUCUCAAACUUUAGGAAGUUGAUUAUUGGUUUCUUUAGUUUGAUUUAUUAUGAUAAAUGUUUAGUUUUUUUUAUGAUUCUAGUUUAUUUGAGCCUAAAGGGUGUGCUUAAAACAUACCUAUAUAGUCUUGUUUAGCUUUUGAAUAUCGGUAUUAAUUAUAUCAUGGUUUAAUUGAUGAUGUGGUCAUGUUAGGUGAAGAUUUUAGAUUGGAUUAAUAUGUUUUGAAUCUUAAUUAAUUAACUAUUUAAAUAGUGAG